Molecule: messenger RNA, 3033 nt
Organism: Diachasmimorpha longicaudata
Lineage: Eukaryota; Metazoa; Arthropoda; Insecta; Hymenoptera; Braconidae
Gene: serp
Product: serpentine
Exons: 4
Coding region: 699-2330 (543 amino acids)
Biological process (GO): carbohydrate metabolic process
Cellular component (GO): extracellular region
Molecular function (GO): chitin binding; protein binding; hydrolase activity, acting on carbon-nitrogen (but not peptide) bonds
Source: RefSeq, a predicted model, not a curated record
GUUGACGUUGACAAUUGUUCCGGUUAUUGACACCACGGGGUUGUGUUCAGCUGAAUCAUGAGAAAUUAUCGUGAUAACCGUCUGGGUUUCACUGAUGUUGGGGAGGCGUGAAGAGCUCUGUUGUGAUAUUUCAAAUGAAUGAAAAUAUAUUGAGUUUCCCAUAACGCGGUAUAAAUUAGUUGGAGGGUGGUGAAAGAGUUGGGAGAAGAAAAAAAAAUAAACGAGUUACUGAAAAGUAUCGGAGAAAGGCACCUUCCCGGUUUUCAACUAAUUUAUUCUCAAUUUCUCUGAUCGUACCAGUCAAUAUGUAAAUUAAUUUAACGAAGAGAAAAAAAAAAAGCAGAACCCGAAGAAAACCUGUUUCUGUUUUCAAUGAACGUCAACUCUCGAUUUCUUUCAUACAAGAAACAUUAAAAAAUGAUGCUUUCGAAUCUGUUGAGUUUGACAUUAACAAACUGAUGUUAUUAAAAUUUGACUUCACGAUGAUCCAUUUUAUCGUUGGGUGCAUAAGCGAGACAUCGGUUGCAUAAUAGAUUAGAACGUAAAUGCCCCAGGGUCGGGUCUCUUUCCUGUCUCGUCUGACGUCAUUGGUUGCCGUGCCCCAAAGGCUGCCGUUGGUCAUGGGGUGGGAGAAAAACUUUCCCCACGGCUGGUGAGUCUUUGAUAAAAAAAAAUGGUUGGAAAAUACUGUAGAACAAAUGAACAACAAUGAAAACAACCCCGAGACAAAUAUAUCUCCGACUGAAUUAGAGAGACAAAUGAUUUUUGUAGAGGGUGCAUCAUCAGUUCGAGUGAAGCGUCAGGAGGAGUCCAAGAAGGACGAGAGCUUUGAGAAUGAAAUAUGCAAGGACAAGGAUGCAGGAGAGUGGUUUCGAUUGGUAACUGGUGAGGGUGAUAAUUGUCGUGAUGUCAUUCAGUGUACGAGUUCGGGUCUCCAGGCUAUCAGAUGUCCAGCCGGGCUUUACUUUGACAUUGACAAGCAGACGUGUGAUUGGAAAGCAGCAGUCAACAACUGCAAAACGAAGAAUAAGGAGAGAAAAGCCAAGCCUAUGCUGUUCACAGAAGAGCCACUAUGUGCUGAUGGCUUUCUAGCUUGUGGUGAUGGUAACUGUAUAGAGCGCGGUCUCUUCUGUAACGGUGAGGAUGACUGUCCAGACGGUUCGGAUGAGAAUGUUUGCGAUAUGGAUAAUGAUCCAAAUAGGGCGCCACCCUGUGAUCCAUCUGUCUGUGUUCUACCCGACUGCUUCUGCUCGGAAGAUGGUACGACUAUUCCCGGUGAUAUUCCCUAUAAGGACGUUCCUCAGAUGAUCACCAUUACCUUCGAUGAUGCCAUCAACAACAACAAUAUUGGAUUGUAUAAGGAGAUCUUCAAUGGGAAGAGAAAAAAUCCCAAUGGCUGUGACAUCAAGGCCACUUUCUUCGUUUCACACAAGUAUACUAACUAUUCUGCUGUGCAGGAGAUGCACAGGAAGGGACAUGAAAUAGCAGUGCACUCAAUAUCACACAACGAUGAUGAGAGAUUCUGGUCGAACGCCACUGUUGACGAUUGGGCAAAGGAAAUGGCAGGCAUGAGGAUCAUCGCUGAGAAGUACGCAAAUUUGACAGAUAACAGUGUUGUGGGAGUUCGUGCCCCUUACCUCCGUGUCGGUGGUAACAAUCAGUUCACGAUGAUGGAGGAGCAAGCUUUCUUGUAUGACUCUACCAUUACAGCCGCCCUGAACAAUCCUCCCCUGUGGCCAUACACAAUGUACUUCAGAAUGCCCCAUCGUUGUCAUGGAAAUCUCCAGCACUGCCCAACCAGGUCUCAUGCUGUUUGGGAAAUGGUGAUGAACGAGCUUGACAGGAGAGAAGACCCUGUCAACGACGAGUAUCUACCGGGAUGUGCUAUGGUUGACUCCUGCAGCAACAUCCUCACCGGUGAUCAGUUCUAUAACUUCCUGAACCACAACUUCGACAGACAUUACAACCAAAAUCGUGCACCCCUCGGUCUCUACUUCCACGCUGCCUGGCUGAAGAACAAUCCCGAAUUCCUGGAUGCCUUCCUCUUCUGGAUCGACGAAGUACUCACCAAUCACAACGACGUCUACUUCGUCACUAUGACCCAAGUGAUUCAAUGGAUCCAGAACCCAAGAACAUCUUCAGAAUCCAAGAACUUCGAGGCCUGGCGAGAGAAGUGCAGUGUUGAGGGACCACCAGCUUGUUGGGUACCUCACACUUGCAAAUUAACCGCCAAAGAGGUGCCCGGAGAGACCCUCAAUCUUCAAACAUGCGUCAGGUGUCCCAACAACUACCCAUGGCUCAACGAUCCCACUGGCGAUGGUUUCUUCUAGGCUGUUGACGAUUACCUUAAACAACGAGACGAUGUUUGAAUUUUAAAGAGUGAAAUUACUCAGCGAUAUCUAGUGCUCGAGAAUAAUCAAUUUUUUUUAUUUACAUUCAUCUCUCUCUGAAUGUUCUCACUUCUACCACUUUACGAUCUUGUCUUCCUUUCUAUUUCUUCCUUUUCUGGUUAAUAUCCUCGCGCACUCGGGCCUCGAACAUCGCAAGAGUUUAAUGAUUUUGAGAGUGAGAGUCGUAACUGUUUAUUACGUUUCUUUGCCUGCGGUACUCGACAAGGCGGACGAUACUGCGAACAAGAUUCGACGUGUAAUAUAGACGCGGUUGUAUUUUUCUUCUUUUUUUCUAUUGUUUCUCAAAGUCUCCCUCUUCCCCUUAUUCAAUCCUCAAUGUCCCUUUGUACUACCUUCACUGCCUCCCUCACGGGUGAGCCACUUUUAUUUUCAUUCUCCAGUUUCCUCAUCUACUUUUCGACUGUUUCUACUAGCAAUCCGCCAAAACUUCCUGCGAAUGAAUUAUGUAUUCUCUAUCUUGAGGAUUCUUAUUUCUCGCGAAAAAUGUAUGAAUAUAUAUGGUACAUAAUUGUAUGUAUAUGUAUAUUUUGACGAAAAAAACUAAGUGAUAUUCUUAUUUGUUUCAACAUUAUGAUUUUAAGAGGCGAAUCCUUUAAUAAAAAUAUUUGAAAAUUUUCAAAAA